AUGUCGCAGGUUUCGACUGAUGAUAGGGCAGACACGACUGAUCUGAAUUCGGAGCGUCUCGAGGAAAACCAUCGGAAUUUCGCUGAAGUUUUGGAUCGUCUCGAUACAAGCACUGCUCAAAUUCGUCUACUACGACAAUUGGUCGAGCUACGUAUUCGAGCCUUAGAAAUAGCACAGGAAGCCCUGGAAGAAACGCGGGAUGGUGACAGUGUUUCGACACCGGCAAAUCGCACACACUAUGAAUCAAUGAUAAGAAGUGAUGCCUUUGGCCAAUGCACGAUAUGCUUUGAAGAGGAGCCGUACGAUCCGGUUGGAUGCAUUCAUUGCCUGCAGUUUAUCGGCUGCCGACGGUGCGCGAAUCGCUGGUACGACGUUGCCUGCCGCCUUGGCCGACGCAGGCAAUGUCCCUUGUGUCGUCACGAGUGGGAAGAACUACCGGAAGUGCUGGACAUCUUCGAGCUGACACUCGACUGA
This is a messenger RNA of Ostertagia ostertagi, 474 nucleotides long. Lineage: Eukaryota; Metazoa; Nematoda; Chromadorea; Rhabditida; Trichostrongylidae. The record is from the annotation of a GenBank genome assembly.